GAUGUGUAGUGGUCAGAGGUUUGCCUGGGAGGCAAGCGGAGUGGGCUCAGUUUUCAUCACCUCAGCUUGAUGAUGCUGUACGUGGGAGCCAAACUUGGGUGUGAAACAAAGGAUCCUUUUAGAGCUAAACUUAGAUCCAGUGUCUAUGGUAAAGAAAGAUGAAAUCUUCGCAGGCUAGAUACAUAGUGGGAUUCCUCCCUGUGGAUUAUACAACCUAAUUUGUAUUCUACAGAAAACGUCUAGGGAACGUGGUAAGGAUGCCGCUAUAAUCGAUAAAUCUUGGUUCCAAUUUUUGUGUGAAAAUCACAGCUCAAGUUGAAACUGUAACCUUUUCUGUGUUGGUGUGAGGCAACUUGUUUUAAGUCAGUACAGAAUCUUCUUGCCUUUUUUUCAACCAUUUCUCAGUGUGAAUUGACCCCGGCUGGGUGGUUUGGGUGGUGAGAUGUUUGAUGUCUGUAUGUUUUCUUUUCUCCCUACAUUUAAAAAAACAAAAACAAAAAAACCCGAUAUGCAGCUGGGCGUGGUAGUGCACGCCUUUGGCAACAGGCAGACAGAUCUCUGUAAGUUUGAAGCCAACCUGGUCUACAAAGCGAGUUUUAGGACAGCCAGUGCCAUUACACAGAGAAAACCUGUCUGGAAAGACAUAGAGGUUGGAGUGGGGGGUGGGGAGGAUGCAAUUAUUGAUACACAGCAUCAGAAAAUUCAGUUUAUGCCAUUCCUUCAGUCCCAUGUUAAUCAUUUUAAUCAUUUAAUGUUAUUAUGGUUUUGUGAGUGUAUGUACAUACUGCUGUCCUUUAGAGAACUUGUAGUUUGGACUUACUAUGUUCUUACCUACUGGGGACUUGGGGUUAGAGAGCAGUUAAAAUAAUUGAGGGUUUUUUGUUGUUGUUGUUGGGGACCUGGGUUAGAGAGAAGUUGAAAUAAUUGAGGGGUGGUGUUGUUUGUUUGUUUUUGUUUUCUAAGAAUUUUUCUAUGUAACCCUGGCUGGCUUGGAACUCACUCUGUAGACCAGAUUGGCUUUCAACUCACAGAUCCACCUGCCUCAAAAGGUGUGUGCCACAGCUGCCUGGCAAGUUUUAAAUUUUAAAUUGAAAGAGGACAUUAUUUGUGUUUUGUUUCGUUUCUAUAUGAUGUUUGGCCAUUCGGGGGUCCUAUUCACCCAGGAGAAACUGUCUUUCCAGAGCUGGCUAAUGAACAACUCACCAGGGAAGCUGCUGUUCACGAGAAAACUAACCAGUCUUGGAUUCAAAUCCCAAGCCACGACCUUUGUCUAACAUUCACACUGCACCUAAUACUGAAGUCAGGUACCACAGCAAAGGAGAAGAAUCAGUUAUCAAAACAUUUGUUGAAAGCUUUACUUAAAUACACACCCAGCAUUCCUUCAAAGCCAGAUUACCCUACUAAAUAUAAAUUUUCUGCUCUAUUUACACAAACCAGAAGCAACACUUACUUCUGAGGAGCUAGCAUUCGAUCCCAAAGUGUCCCUGACACUUCAUCCUGCCCCUCAUAGCCAUAGCCAGUGGAGUUUCAUUGUAAACACCUUAUGUCUUCCUCCCCAAAGUUUUCAAGUCACUGCAUUUCUUUUCUCUAACCUGAGUAACUAUAAGAGUUUCCUAACUGAAACUAUUAUUUCCCCAGUGUGCACUCUGGCCUCAUCCCAGCACCCGGCCCAGGGCUCUAAUUGAUGGUCAGUGAUUGAAACCUUUACAUCUGUCAUUGUUGCUGCUUGAAUGUUCUUUUCACAAAUACCUCAUGGCUCACUUUCUCCAUUUAUUCAUAUAUCCACUCAUAGGUUAUCUGUCGAGGCAUUCACCAACUACUCUGUAAUAACCUUGUUCUCUUAAAUAAUUUUUAUAUUUUUUGAAAGUAUAAUUUCAUCUUCUGUGCAUCCUUUUCCUCCCUCCACCCCUCCUUUGUACCUCCCUUGCUUUCUCUUGUAUUCAUGGUCUCCUUUUAUUAUUGUUACAUAUGUACACAUAUGUGUGUAUAUAUAUAAUAUAUAUACUCCUAAGUACAUAAAUACAACCUGCUCAGUCUGUAUAAUGUUACUUGUAUGUAUGUGAUCUCAGAGCUGACUGCUUGGUUUUGAAUAAACAGUUGAGGGGCUCUUCCCUGAGGAAAACCAUUUCUCCCAUUUUCAGCGUUCUCCAGCUGCAUAUAGUUCCUCAUCUAGGUUUGAGGCUCCGUGAGCUUUCCCCCUACUGUGUUAGCAUUCCAUUGGUGUCCUUGUUCAGUUCUUAUCUAGGCAGCCAUGUUGAUGAGACUUCACUAGUAGCCUCUCUGACAUUCCUUGAAGACCAGUCUCACAGUAAACUGGUUCCUCUCACUCUUACAAUCCCUUUGUAAUGUCCCUGAUCUAAGUAAGGUUCAGGAGUUGUGUUGUAGGUGGGUCAGUUGGGACUGGACACCACACAAUCUCUGUUCUCAGCAUUUUGAUCAGUUGUGAAUUUCUGCAGUGGUCGUGUCUGUUGUAAAGAGAGGUUUCUUUGAUGAGGGGUGAGAACUGAUGGAUUUCAGAGCUCAAAGUAGAGUGACAGGAAACAGAGAGGGACUGGAGUCUGACCUCAGCAGGUGAGACCAUUCAUUUCAAACCUCAAAGACAGACACUCUUCCACAAGAAAGGGGUGUCUGUCGGAGGAAAGGGAGUACUUGGAGUUGAGAGAGAGGCUUGGGAAUGAGGAAGUUAAUGUAGCUUCAGGGAUCUAUGUAUAAGACUCUCCUUCCUGGUAUUGGCUCAAUGGAGUCAGCCUAUCUUGGGGGACUGGCUGUCUCAGCGAAUCAUUUCCUUUCUGUGGCUCAUUGAUAAUAGUUUGAACAAGGUUAGCUGUGUCCUCAUACACAUUCUACUUUUACAACCAAGGCACUCUAUCAAGAACUACACUUAACCUAUGGCUAUAAAUAUUUACAGUGUAAUUAGAAAUUAUGUUAAUUUAGUAAAGUAGCAGUUGUAAGUUCUCUUCUAAGAUCCAUGAUUUCAGUAGCCCUGAGUAGUUAGCUUGGUUUUCAGUACCCAGGAUGAUUUCCCCUUUGUUGAUCAGGCUUUAAUUCUAAUUAGAGAGAUGUUGGUUACCACCAAGGUAUGCAUGCCACUAUUACCCCCUUUAGGGUCUUUGCACCAGGCUGGCUGUUUUGUUUCAUGGAUGUUAAUGCUGGGUAAAACUAUUUUUCACUUCCUUCUCUAGGAGGCUUGCAUGGUGCUUUCUAGUACCAUGAAAGCUAGUCCUCAGGGAGGAGGCUUUUAGGUCGGAUGCAGCUCAGGUCCUCUGGACCCUGGGUCUGAACUGCAUGGUAUCUUUAGCAAAGGGACUUAACCUUCCACCUCUGGGGAACAACCAUAAAGUUGUGGCUAUAGUUUGGAUAUUAUUUGCCCCCUCAAAAAAACUUGUCUUGAAAUUGAUUAUUAGUAUUAGGAGUUGGAUUCUUUAAGGGUGGUUAGAUAAUUAAAAGAGAUUAAUACCUCAAGGGAGAGAAGCCAGUCUCACGAGAUAGUUAUUAAAAGCAAGGCAUUCCCUUGUUUUGAGUUUUCCUUAAGCUUUCUUCUCCUCUUCUCCUCUGCCCUGCCAAGAUCCAGGACAAAGACUCUGACUGCCAUCUGCUCAGAUGCCAUGGGCUUUGUUCUUCCUAGCCCCAGAACCGUGAGCCUGAGUAAAGCUUUAGGCUUUCUAAAUUACCCAAUCUUAGGUAUUCUGUUAAAGCAGCCCCAACUGAGUAUACACCUGUUUACUAUCUAUCAUAUCCUCGAGGGAGCAAGCUUCUUCACAAGGCAGGAAUUUUGUCCUAUCUGUCAAAUCUUCAAGAUAUGGCACAUAAUCUUUCAAUAAAUAUUUGUAGAAUAGAUAAAUUAAUGCAUGAAUCUUCAUUCUUACCCCAGUACAUGUUUAGUUCCGCUUUCUGCAAGAUAUUACAUAUGCUAGAGAUAUAGCAGCAAUCAAAAUAGACUUAGUUGCUGCCCCCAAAGAGCUUUCUAGGUGUAGGAGAGGAAGACAGAUUAACACUCAAUACAUAUAUAAAGCCAUAAAGGAUCUUAAAGAAAAAGUACCAAGAAAUCUAGUUUUAAUUUCCGUGUAUUUGUGAGUUAACCAAUUUUGUACCUGCUUUUAAUUUCUAAUUUCAUUUUAUUUUAGUAGCAAAGUAUGUUUUGUAUUAUUUCUGUCUUCUGAAAAUGUAUUGAGGUAGCCAAGUGUGGGAGCUCAAAAGGCAGAGGCAUGGAGAUCUCUGUAAGCUCAAGGACAGCCCAGUCUACAAAUUGAGUUAAAGAAUAGGCAAGGCUGUGGACCCUGUCUCCAAACCCACACCAACAAUAACAAAAGCAGUGAGGUUUGUUGUACAGGUUAGCAUAUGGUUUCUCCUAGACAGCAUUCCUUAUGUGAUUGAACAGCUGUUUUGUUGUGGGGUGCUAUGUCUAUGAAGUGUGUGCUGGUACUUAGGACUUCCCAGCUAGAUGGGAGAGGCAGGUGGUCCUCUGAGUUUGAAUUUGAGGCUAGCCUGGGCUACAGGGUAAAUACCAAGACAGCCAGGGCUACACAGAGAAACUCUGUCUGGAAAAAAAAAAAAGAAGAAGAAGGAGAAGAAGAGAAAAAUUAAAAAAAAAAAAAAAGACUCCUCUCCUAAAUGCUCAUGAACUUGUUCUACCAUUAUGGAAAGUUACUCUGUGAUGCGUUCUUUUUGAAUUAACCAUUAACUAUUUCCUAGUAUAUUUUGAUGAUCUCUCUAGAGCAGCAGUUUUCAACCGAUGGGCCAGGACCCUACAGGGAUCACAUAUCAAAUAUUCUGCAUAUCAGAUAUUUAUGUUAUGACUCAUAACAGUGGCAAAAUUAUAGUUAUGAAGUAGCAACAAAAUAAUUUUAUGAUUGGAGGUCACCACAGCAUGAGGAGCUGAAUGAAAGUGUUGCAGCUUUAGAAGGUGAAAAUGAGUUCAUCAGUAAGAAGAAAAGGCAAGCCAGGCAAAGGGGAUGGAAAAGGGUCUUCUAGAGGAGGAAGAGGAGGCAAAGGUCACAUGAAUAAAUCUCAUGGGGGUGGUGGUGGUGGCGGCAGUGGCUGUGGCGGUGGCGGCAGUGGCGGCGGAAGUAGAAAGGCCUCAAAUAGAAUUUGGGAUGAUGGCGAUGACUUUUGUGUCUUCACUGAAUCCAAGCGCCCGUCCAGGCCCUGCGACAGUAACAAAAGCAAAGGAGAGACACGGCCUAAGUGGAAGCCCAAAGCCAAAGUGCCCCUUCAGACGCUGCACAUGACAUCAGAGAAUCAGGAGAAGGUGAAAGCCCUUCUGAGGGACCUGCAGGAACAGGGUGCGGACGCGGGAUCCGAAAGAGGCACCUCUGGGGAGGAGGAAGACAAUGAGCCCGAGUGUGGUGAGGAGCAGAGCUGGCCAGCUGGACAAGAGCCUAUCUUUCUUCCUGACUGCAGUCCUUGGGAAUAUAUUGGCCCAGAAGAAGUGGAGCCUCCUAUUCCAGAAUUUGCAGUCUCACCGUUGGCAGUGCAAAAGCUUUCCAGGUAUGGCUUCCACACUGAGCACUGUCAGCUGGCCCUGAGGAUCUGUGAUGGAGACUUAGGGGCGGCACUAGAGCAUCUUCUCCACCAGUGUUUCUCAGAGACAUUUGGAGAGAAGAUGACACUCUCCGAGGCAGCUGUUUAUGUAAGCUUGAAUGAGUGUGUGGAGCAGAGACAGGAAGAGGUGCUUGCUCUCAAGUCGAUCUGUGGAGAAAAAUUUAUAGAAAGAAUUCAAAACAGAGUCUGGACCAUUGGAUUGGAACUGGAAUAUUUGACCAACAAAUUCUGCAAGUCUAAGCAAAAGGAAAGUAGCAAAAAUGUACGGGACACUUCACCUGAAACCUGUAAAUUUUACCUCAAAGGAAAUUGUAAAUUUGGAUCAAAAUGCAAAUUCAAACAUGAAGUGCCCCCACAUCAAAUCAUUGGGAGAGCAGAAAGAAACGUAGAUGACUCUCAUCUUGAUGCUGAUGACGAAACAACUUUUCUGUAUGAGCUUCAGAUCCGCUUUUCUAAAGACCAUAAAUACCCCUACCAAGCUCCCCUUGUGGCGUUUUAUUCCACCAAUGAGAGCCUACCUCUGCCUUGUCGUUUACACAUUUCUGAGUUCCUUUAUGGCAAGGCCUUGGAAUUUGCAAAAACGUCAGAACCUGCUGUAUAUUCUUUGAUAACCCUUUUAGAGGAAGAGUCUGAGAUUGUCAAGUUACUAACACACACUCAACACAAGUAUAGUGUUCCUCCUGUGAACGUCCCUCCAGUACCUUCCGAGACCAGGAUGAGCAAACCCUCCUACCGCAAACCAGUGAUCCCAAGUAACACUUUUCUUACUAAUCAAAUGCUGGAAGGGGAAAGAUUAUCAGAACUGGAGGAGGAUGCAGAUGAGGAUGAAGGACCUGCACCAAUUAUUGUGGAGAAUGAAAGCUAUGUGAACCUGAAGAAAAGGAGUUACAAAAGAUAUGACCGGCCAGCAAAGUCCUUAUUUGCUGAGAACAGUAAGAUCUGCAGGCAGUUCCAGAUGAAACAGGCUUCCAGACAGUUCCAUGCAAUUCUGCAAGAAAGACAGUUACUACCUGCCUGGGAAGAGAGAGAAACCAUUCUUAAACUGUUGAGCAAGCACCAAGUGGUUGUCAUAAGUGGUAUGACUGGAUGUGGGAAAACCACACAGAUUCCACAGUUUAUUCUGGAUAAUUCUCUGAAUGGGCCACCUGAGAGGGUGGCAAACAUCAUCUGUACCCAACCCCGACGCAUCUCUGCAAUCUCUGUUGCUGAACGUGUUGCCAAAGAAAGAGCAGAAAGGGUGGGUCUGACCGUAGGAUACCAGAUUCGGUUGGAAAGUGUCAAGUCCUCAGCCACCAGACUGUUAUACUGCACCACAGGAGUGCUGCUGAGAAGGCUAGAAGGAGAUGCGACUUUGCAGGGAAUCACCCACAUCAUUGUUGAUGAAGUUCAUGAGAGGACAGAAGAAAGUGACUUCUUACUGCUAGUUUUGAAGGACAUUGUGAUGCAGAGAGCAACCCUCCAGGUCAUUCUCAUGAGUGCGACUCUGGACGCUGGGCUCUUCUCCAAGUAUUUCAGCUACUGCCCAGUGAUCACAAUACCAGGUCGUGCAUUCCCUGUUGAUCAGUUUUUUCUGGAGGACGCUCUUGCUGUGACGAGGUAUGUGUUACAGGACGGGAGCCCAUAUAUGCGUUCCAUGAAACAGAUUGCGAAGGAAAAGCUUAAAGCCAGGCACAACAGAACUGCACUAGAGGAGGUGGAGGAAGACCUCAGGCUGUCCCUUCAUCUCCAGGACGAGGAGGAGUCUGUCAAAGAUACAAUACCUGAUCAACAGUUAGAUUUCAAGCAGCUCUUGAUCCGCUAUAAAGGGGUGAGCAAAUCAGUCAUCAAGACAAUGUCUGUGAUGGAUUUUGAAAAGGUCAACCUUGAAUUAAUAGAGGCCUUGUUAGAGUGGAUUGUAGAUGGCAAGCACGCCUACCCUCCAGGUGCUAUACUUGUGUUUUUACCGGGGCUAGCAGAAAUCAAGAUGCUUUAUGAGCAGCUACAGUCUAACUCUCUUUUCAACAACAGACGCAGUCACCGAUGUGUUAUUCACCCACUUCACUCAUCAUUAUCCAGUGAAGAGCAGCAGGCAGUGUUUGUGAAACCUCCAAUAGGUGUAACUAAGAUUAUCAUUUCCACCAACAUUGCUGAGACAUCCAUAACCAUUGAUGAUGUUGUUUAUGUCAUCGAUUCUGGGAAGAUGAAAGAAAAGAGAUACGACGCUGGCAAAGGAAUGGAAAGUCUAGAAGACACAUUUGUGUCCCAAGCCAACGCUCUGCAGAGAAAAGGCCGAGCUGGCCGAGUUGCAUCUGGAGUCUGCUUCCAUUUGUUCACGAGCCACCACUACAACCACCAGCUUCUGAAGCAGCAGCUCCCAGAAAUCCAAAGAGUGCCCUUGGAACAGCUGUGCCUCAGAAUUAAAAUUUUAGAAAUGUUUAGUACUCAUAAUCUCCAGUCCGUGUUCUCUCGGCUCAUUGAACCUCCACAUAUUGAUUCUCUUCGUGCCUCAAAAGUGCGGUUGCGAGACUUGGGAGCCUUGACUCCAGAUGAAAAGCUGACCCCUCUGGGUUAUCACUUGGCCUCUCUCCCUGUGGACGUGAGGAUUGGCAAACUGAUGCUGUUAGGAUCUAUCUUCCGCUGUCUGGACCCUGCUCUCACCAUUGCUGCCAGCUUGGCUUUCAAGUCCCCUUUUGUGUCUCCCUGGGAUAAAAAAGAAGAGGCUAAUCAGAAAAAACUGGAAUUUGCAUUUGCAAACAGUGAUUACCUGGCCCUUCUAUGUGCAUAUAAGGGUUGGCAGCUGAGUACAAAAGAAAGCGCACGAGCAAGUUACAAUUACUGCCGACAGAAUUUCCUAUCUGGGAGAACCUUGCAGGAAAUGGCCAGUCUCAAACGGCAAUUCACUGAACUGCUGUCUGACAUAGGAUUUGUAAAAGAAGGACUCCGAGCAAAAGAAAUUGAAAAAAGAGCCCAAGGAGGAGAUGGUGUCCUGGAUGCCACUGGAGAGGAGGCAAACACAAAUGCUGAGAACCCCAAGCUGAUAUCAGCAGUGCUGUGUGCCGCUCUGUAUCCAAAUGUAGUGCAGGUCAAGACCCCAGAGGGAAAGUUCCAGAAGACCAGUUCUGGAGUUGUCAGACUGCAGCCAAAGUCAGCUGAGCUGAAGUUUGUUACCAAGAAUGACGGCUAUGUCCACAUUCACCCUUCCUCAGUGAACUAUCAGGUCAGACACUUCGACAGCCCCUACCUGUUGUACCAUGAGAAAAUCAAAACUAGCCGGGUGUUCAUCCGAGACUGCAGCAUGGUGUCUGUGUACCCCUUAGUCUUGUUUGGAGGAGGCCAAGUGAAUGUGCAGCUGCAAAGAGGGGCGUUCGUUGUCUCCUUGGAUGAUGGGUGGAUCCGGUUUGUGGCUGCUUCCCAUCAGGUGGCCGAACUGGUGAAGGAACUCCGCUGUGAGCUUGACCAGCUCCUCCAGGAUAAAAUUAAAAACCCCAGCAUGGAUCUGUGUACCUGUCCCAGAGGCUCUCGGAUUAUCAGCAUGAUUGUGAAGCUUAUCACCACACAGUGAAGGCUGGGCCUGGGCUGCCUGCUCUUCACCUCCGUUCCCCUGCAAGGCACAGGAGCACGCCUACCUCCCCCCGGAAGACUGACCUGGGGCUGCCCCUGGGGCACAGAGCCAGGGCCACAACCCAAGAGACAGUCUCCACACUGGUGUUUCUGAAAACGUGGGGACACUCCCAGCACAAUUUGGAGUGUCAGUGGUAGGACAGUUUAAAACCCAGCUUGUCUUUUUGUGACUGUACCAAACUGAAUGCAAUCCACCUCAUAACUCAAAACUGAAUGUUUAAUAUAAUUCUGUCUUAAUGUAUGUAUUCUUUUCCUCCUAUUUUUUAUUAUGCAUUGUCUAUAUUUAAUUGGUGAUUCUUUUCUCUUGUUUUUUACUGGGCAUGAGGAGAAAUGUUUGGUUUGGCUUUCCCCAUCAUAAUAAAGGCUUACCUGAGAGAACUAAAAUGAGACGAAGAAAGAAAUCAUGUGAGUAAGAAAAAUAAAACUUUCAUUUUAGACCUGG
Mastomys coucha (southern multimammate mouse) is the source of this 9583-nucleotide messenger RNA. It is a transcript of the gene Dhx57, whose product is annotated as DExH-box helicase 57. NCBI's taxonomy places the organism in Eukaryota, Metazoa, Chordata, Mammalia, Rodentia, Muridae. The transcript is spliced from 25 exons. The record is from RefSeq and is a predicted model, not a curated record. Gene Ontology annotation, molecular function: RNA binding; protein binding; metal ion binding. Gene Ontology annotation, cellular component: intracellular anatomical structure. The coding region runs from base 4910 to 9082 and encodes 1390 amino acids.